AUAGGGCAGGAAUCUAGCUCUGCUCCAGAGCCAGUUAGUUCUUCAUCACAAACGUAGGGGUGAGGUGGCAUCUUCACGGUUCUUAUUUUCUGGGAGUGGGUAACCCCGCCCCUCUUGGCCUCUACAUCCUUUGGGUCUCGCUGAGGGAGAUGGGGGCAGUUGGGAGGUCUGCACCAGCCAGUUCCUGGAGUAUCGUUAAAAUGAAAUUCUCCUUCUCCUUUCGCUUCAACUUUCCUGGCUGUCUCACGCACUCCCCUGCCUUCUCCCGGCCCGACUCUGCGCAUCGCCACCUACCCGAGGGACCCGGGAGCUUUGCCAGCUCUCCAAGAUGGGAAUUUCAUGACGCUCCCUGCCUAUACUUUGGGGAGGGCGGGUUGAGUACUGUAAGGGGCCAUCACGCAAGUGCAGACCUCGGCCUUCGCUGCAAACGGAGAGUCUCAUCUGGGCCCGUGCACUCUUGCAGGAGCCGCGCCGGGCCAAAUUCCCGGUCUCCACUCGCCUCGUCGCCCAGUUCCGUCACUCCCUCUUCGCCGCCCCGCCCGCUCGGGGGUGGGUGGGUGCUUCCCUUCGCUCUCCGUGACACUUUGCAGACGCUCCCCGGCGCCGGGCAUGGGCGCCGCCGCCACCUUCGGUCCCCGGCUGGAUUCCGAGCGCGGGUGGUGCCCCUGAGGCGCUCAGCUGCCGGAGCCGCGGGAAGCAGAGCCAUGAAUGACCGAAACAGCCGGAGGCGGAUGAUGAAGAAAGACGAUGAGGCCUUCGAGAUCUCCAUCCCCUUUGAUGAGGCACCCCACCUGGACUCCCAGAUCUUCUACAGUCUGAGCCCCUCCAGGGGAAAUUUCGAGGAGCCUCCGGAGGCAGCGUCCCCCACCCUAGCCCUAAUGAACAGCGUCAAGGCCCAGCUGCACAUGGCCCUGGAGAGGAACUCCUGGUUGCAGAAGCGUAUAGAGGACCUGGAGGAAGAGAGGGACUUCUUGCGGUGUCAGCUGGACAAAUUUAUCUCUUCUGCCCGGUUGGAUGCAGACGAUCACUGCCGGGCGAAGCCUGGGCCCCGACGAGCGGAGGGGGAUAGCAGGGGCGGGGCGACAGGCGAAGCCUCUGAGCCCGAAUCCGCGGCCUCCUCCUUCAGCGCAGCGUCGGAAGAGGGCAGCGCCAGUGAGAGGCGGAGGCAGAGGCAGAAGGGAGGCGCCAGCCGGCGGCGUUUGGGCAAACCUAAGGCCCGGGAGCGGCAGCGGGUGAAGGACGCGGACGGGGUCCUCUGCCGCUACAAGAAGAUCCUGGGCACCUUCCAGAAGCUGAAGAGUAUGUCGCGCGCCUUCGAGCACCACCGCGUGGACCGCAACACCGUGGCGCUGACCACGCCCAUCGCUGAGCUGCUUAUUGUGGCGCCCGAGAAGCUGGCCGAGGUGGGCGAGUUCGACCCCUCCAAAGAGCGCCUGCUCGAGUACUCACGUCGCUGCUUCCUGGCUCUGGACGACGAGACGCUGCAGAAGGUGCAGGCCCUCAAGAAGAGCAAGCUGCUGCUCCCCAUCACCUACCGCUUCAAGCGGUGA
Nycticebus coucang (slow loris) is the source of this 1550-nucleotide messenger RNA. RefSeq names its product coiled-coil domain containing 106 (gene CCDC106). NCBI's taxonomy places the organism in Eukaryota, Metazoa, Chordata, Mammalia, Primates, Lorisidae. Gene Ontology annotation, cellular component: nucleoplasm. The record is from RefSeq and is a predicted model, not a curated record. The coding region runs from base 150 to 1550 and encodes 466 amino acids. The transcript is spliced from 6 exons.